Ipomoea triloba (trilobed morning glory) is the source of this 2358-nucleotide messenger RNA. RefSeq names its product protein FAR1-RELATED SEQUENCE 5-like. The record is from RefSeq and is a predicted model, not a curated record. Gene Ontology annotation, biological process: regulation of DNA-templated transcription. Gene Ontology annotation, molecular function: zinc ion binding. The coding region runs from base 1 to 2358 and encodes 785 amino acids. The transcript has 3 exons. Lineage: Eukaryota; Viridiplantae; Streptophyta; Magnoliopsida; Solanales; Convolvulaceae.
AUGGAAGGUUCAACAACCGAGCAUGCUAAUCAUACUGGUGGUUCCGAAGGUUGUGACAUGCAAAUUUCCCCAGGAAAUACAAAAUAUUGGACUCCGGUCUGCAAUCCUUCAAUUAAGCCGUCGGUUGGACAGUGGUUCCUAAAUUUGGACAAUGCUAUUGAGUUCUAUGCAAAAUAUGCAGGAAAAGUUGGGUUUGAUAUACGUCGAAGCUCGGAAAAAAAGGACAGGCAGGGUAAGAUUUUGAUGAAGUACGUGUUGUGUUCCCACGAGGGGUUUAAGCAACCAACUAUUUUAAGUAUUGGGGUGGAUGGAUCGCGUGGUGAAACCGGGACAGAUGUUAUUAGGCGUAGGACAUCGAAUAGGGUGGGGUGUAAUGCACGGAUUGUGUUUAAGCGGGUAGGAAGUGGGGGGUUUGUCGUGUUUUCGUUAGAAGAGCGGCAUAAUCAUUGUAUGUGUUCGGAGGUGUCAAAAACGUUUUUGAGAGUGAAGCGGAAGUUGGACCUUGGCCAUCAGACUUUCAUUACCAAUUGUGCCAAGGCAAAUAUUGGGCCGAUUAAAUCUUUUAAACUGUAUAAAGAAAUGGUGGGUGAUUAUUCAAAAAUAGGGGCAACGAGUGUUGAUUUUUGUAAUUUCAGACGUGAUUUGUUGGCUUAUAUUGAGACGGGAGAUGCGCAUCUAAUACUUGCCAAGUAUCGACAAAAAAAAGAGGUGUGCCCGAAGAUGUACUUCGAGUACGAUGUAGAUGAGUAUGACCAUUUAUGUCGGGUGUUUUGGGCGGAUCCAGAGGCUAGAAGGAACUUUGCACGAUUUGGAGAUGCAAUGUCGUUUGAUGCUACAUACAGUACGAACAGGUAUAGCCUGGUUUUUGUCCCUUUCACUGGGGUGGACCAUCACAAGAAAUGCAUUACAUUCGCUAUAGGGUUAAUAUCUAAGGAAGAUGUAAAAUCAUAUGUCUGGCUGCUUGAGAAUUUCAAGAAAUGCAUGGGGCAUGUGCCGCAGUUGACAGUGACCGAUCAAGAUCCUGCCAUGAAGAGUGCCGUUGCACAGGUGUUUGAAUCAACUCGCCAUCGUUUCUGCAUGUGGCAUAUCAUGACCAAGGUUAGCGAGAAGGUAGGGUCAACAUUGGCAAAGAACGAAGAGUUUCGUAGGGCAUUGAAUGCUGUUGUGUGGAAUGAGAAACUUAAAAUUGAAGAGUUUGAGGUUAGGUGGCAUCAUAUUAUGGAGGACUAUGGGCUCAGUGAACACAAAUGGUUCAAGCAAAUGUUUGAGGUGCGUGAAUUUUGGAUUCCUGCAUAUUUCCACAACGUCUACAUGGGAGGGUUAUUACGAACUACAUCACGGUCAGAAGCAGAGAAUAGUGUAUUCGGGAGUUACACUAGCCAACACGCUAGCUUAGUGGAGUUUUUCUUGCAAUUCGAGGCGGCAAUAGAUACCCAACGGCAUAAACAAGCGAAGCUUAAUGCAGAUUGUGAAAGCAAGUUUCCAGAGAUGAAAACCCCGUUGAAGAUCGAGCGGCAUACCGCGACUAUUUACACCAUAGCUAUUUUCUAUGAUGUGCAAGAGGAGAUUUAUGCGGGGUGUGUCACGUCUCGAAUCAUAUCUAAGAUGGCUGAGGGGGGGUGUGUCACGUCUCGAAUCAUAUCUAAGAUGGCUGAGGGCGAUUCUAUACACUUCGUGGUUGAAGAUGGUGAUGGGGGAUUAUUUGAUGUGUACGCGAAGAAUGUUGACCUGUCAUUUGAUUGCACAUGUCGAAUGUUUCAAAGGGUUGGGUUGUUGUGCAGGCGCACAUGUCGAAUGUUUCAAAGGGUUGGGUUGUUGUGCAGGCAUGUGUUUGUCUUAUUAAAGGAUUCCCGGUUGUUGUGCAGGCAUGUGUUUGUCUUAUUAAAGGAUUCCCACGUAGACAUCAUUCCGUCUCAAUAUAUUGUUGCAAGAUGGACUCGAGCCUAUGAUGGCGAGGUGUGUAGGGGAGACAACAUAAGUGUUGUUACGGAUCCAAAUUCUGCACUCACCCAAGUUUGGAAUGAGUUCUACAAUUGUGUUGGCCGUGCAUGUGGAAAUACCGACCGCCUGGUGGAGUUGGCAACAUUAUUGAAAGCUCAUAGUGAGAUAUCCACCAAUAGCAACAAUGCUGUUACCCCAAGUACUGCUAAGGUAAGUGUUAUCCAUUCAUUUUGUGGCUCGCCAAAGUCAUCAGAUGUUGUUGUCCAGCCACCUAACAUUGCUAAGAAUAAAGGGUCUGGGAAGCGAUUGAAAUCGAUAAGAGAGAAGGUUGCCGAGAAAGCAACUAAGGCUAAACGGUUGUGUAGGACUUGUAAGCAAUUUGCACACCAUGAUAGUCGUAAUUGUCCCGAGGCGUAG